This is a messenger RNA of Puma concolor (puma), 615 nucleotides long. RefSeq names its product bMERB domain containing 1 (gene BMERB1). Gene Ontology annotation, cellular component: microtubule cytoskeleton. NCBI's taxonomy places the organism in Eukaryota, Metazoa, Chordata, Mammalia, Carnivora, Felidae. Gene Ontology annotation, biological process: negative regulation of microtubule depolymerization. The record is from RefSeq and is a predicted model, not a curated record.
AUGGAGUUAAAGCAAUCUUUGUCCACCCAUCUGGAAACCGAGAAGCCUUUGAGGCGCUAUGGGGCGGUGGAGCAGACGGCGUGGACCGCGGAGGGACUGGGGAGAAAUCAGCUGGACAUCAUCUCCAUGGCAGAGACAACCAUGAUGCCGGAGGAGAUCGAGCUGGAGAUGGCGAAAAUUCAGCGUCUCCGGGAAGUCUUGGUCCGACGGGAGUCUGAGCUCAGGUUUAUGAUGGAUGACAUCCAGCUUUGCAACGAUAUUAUGGACCUGAAACAAGAGCUACAGAACUUGGUCGCCAUCCCAGAAAAAGAAAAGACCAAGCUGCAGAAGCAGAGAGAGGAUGAGCUAAUCCAGAAGAUCCACAAGCUGGUGCAGAAGAGAGACUUUCUGGUGGAUGAUGCGGAGGUCGAGCGGCUAAGGGAGCAAGAAGAAGACAAGGAAAUGGCGGAUUUCCUGAGAAUCAAGUUAAAACCUCUAGAUAAAGUAACCAAAUCUCCAGCCAGCUCCCGAGCAGAGAAGAAAGCAGAACCCCCACCUAGCAAGCCCACAGUGGCCAAGACUGGGCUGGCACUCAUCAAGGAUUGCUGUGGGGCCACCCAGUGCAAUAUCAUGUAG